AUGGCUUCAAAUCGGGAAGAACGGCGGUUGAUGCGCCAGCGUGGAGCCGGGAAUCGCAUAGCUAAAGAUGUCGACUUUGGUUUUGGUUUCUCGUUCAGUACUCCCAAACUACAACGCCCAACCCCGCCAGCUUCAACAGCACUGCCAGAGCCCAACAUCUCACCUCCGAAAAGAUCCUCCUCACGCAUGAGUACAACACCAAAUCAAAGGCGUCUGACUUCUCCGCAUUUAACCCGACGAACCCCCACCAGAUCACAAAAUCCGUCUUCUAGCAGAAACAUCCAGGGUAGCGUGAGAAACUCCAGCCCACGUAAACCAUCGGUAUUUGAUAUCCCGCCGGAUGAUGAACCAGAUCAAGGAAGAGAGAAUAAAAGAAGGCGACUUGCAGCAUUUGAGCCAAUUUCGGAGGAUGCGGUGCUGAGUAGGAUGAGUGUACAUGGAAAUGGUAUUACAACGACAGGAACCUCCGCGCAACCUGUGCCCGAUGUACCACUCAGACCGGAUACAGUUCCGCGAGAACCUGGUCAAGGGGAAUCUGGGAACGGAACUCGUGAGCCUUCAGCCCAACGCGAUGCGGGAAAACAUGAAUCUCAUCGGGCUUUAGAGGACGAGGUCGAAACACUAACUCGAAAGCCCUCCGGUCUUACUACCAGUGUAUUACAAGAAGGGAGAUCCCAACCCUUUAAGCCAAGCCCUCAACGUAAACGAAAGAAAAGAAAAUCGGUUGUUCAGGGUCCCAAGAAGCCCAAGAGAUCCUCCGUUACUGUUAGCCAGCUAAGACAAGAGACCCUGCAAGAGCCUGAACCUGAACCUGAACCUCCACUUGUAUCAGGAUCAGGGCCAGAUAUAGAGCAAGAAUCAGAGCAAGGGCUCGAACAUGCACCUGCACACGAACCCGAACAGGAACCGGAGACAGAGCUACAAAACAAUGAUGUGGAAUCAAGAGAUGUGGAUGAACCGACUGAAGGGUUUACUAGGCCACCAAAACGCAAGCCGAAAAAGAGGAAAUAUAUUCCAAAAAUGCCCACUAAACACGAGCGUCGCGUUCCUCUUUUUCACAAUGAAACUGAAGAGCAACAAAUUGAGGAGCAUAAUCAUGGCUCAGAAGAACUAAAUGUGAACCAUGCAGAGAGAGGAAACGAAGUUGAAAAUAGAGGAAACGAGGAGCAUUCACACGAACACUCCACUUCACCCCAACCAACGACAAAAUCAAAACGAAUACCCGGUCGUUCAGCCAAAGGCCCCCGCCAGCAGUCACAGCAACAAGAAGAUCACGAAGAUGCGGAAGAAAAUGCAGAUGUGGACCGCGCCCAGUCGAGACCAUCCAAGAAGAAACAACGCAAAAUAUGGAGGCCCGCGGAGGAAGAGAACACGGGGGCCGAUGGUGAGCCAAUAUCUCGCGGAGAAACCGUUCCUAUUAUCGUCCACCGUUUCGCAAGUCUUUCAGCUCUCCAGUGUAUUUCAGGCGAUGUAGAAGAUCCUUCAAUUGAAGCUACUCAACCGGACGACCAAUCUGUUGGUCAAAAAUAUCCAAGUCGUAGCGAAGUCAAUCCAGCAGACGUCCUGGGCCAGAUCUCCCGUGAAAUUCUCGAAAAGACAAUCUCAACCCUUGAAAACGGCAUCGCGCAGGAGUCGAAUGCGCCGCGGCGAGCGGAGUGGAUGCGUAAGCGAAAGGCAGUUGAACUGUUUGGCAUUGAGCUUGAGCAGCGACUUUUUGAAAUGAGUGAACUUCUGGACAGCAACUUCGUGCUAUCCGCUCGCCUCAAGAAGCAGAAGAAGGAUAUGGCUUAUCUUAGGAAUCGUUUAGUGGAGUUGCGGAAAGAGAGGGGCAAAGUUGCGCUGCGUAUCGACGAGGUACGGAGGAAGUGUAUAGAGGAUGAAAGGAUAAAAACGGAGCAUGACAAUCUUAAUAAUUCCCUGUACGACCUCCAACUUGCGAUCGACCGUGGUGGCAAAUUUGACGACGAGCAAAUCGUGGACCCGGCUGUUGGCCUUGAUUUUCUUCUCCGCACAGUCGCGCAGGAUGUCAGUUCCGCCGCAUCAGGAUCCCAUGGCGGUAUCUUGAAUCAAAUCAGACACUUCAACAGCCAACUCGAGCGCACAGCUGCUCUGUUGGAAUAG
Molecule: messenger RNA, 2121 nt
Organism: Paracoccidioides lutzii Pb01
Exons: 4
Coding region: 1-2121 (706 amino acids)
Source: RefSeq, a predicted model, not a curated record